CACGCGUGACUUGUUCGAGUCUUCACAAACAGAAGGUCCCAAGCAGUGCCUCAAUGUCUCGCACCUUUAUCCUUUUUCAACAACGCUAACACCAUGGACAGCGGUCAUGACAUUUCGACCCGUAAGCACCUAUCGCGUAGCGAAUGGUGAGCCUGUGCUUGUGCUUGUUCGUACAAGCUUACGCCCAGCAGUAAUAAGGCCCCCUCUCAUCUCAUCCCAUCCCAUCUACAACCCCAUAUACCUGUCUGCGCAUCUCACGCAUCAUGAUGGAAGCACGCCUCGCUCUCAAAAUCACUCAAAGCUCACAUUCUACAACAACAACCGUUCAAUCAAAUCAAACCACUACUUCUUUCUUCCAUUUAUUCCGUAUACCCUAAGCCUUUCCUCCUCAAGCAACCACCACCAUCUUCUCAAAUCCAACAUAAAAAACAACUUGAAAAAACAUUGUAAAAAGGGCCGAGAACAAGAAGAGUUGGAAAUGCUCGAGUCCACAACCAUCUACAUCGUACUUUUCUUCAUCGUAAGCUCAGUUUUGGGACACCAGCUGCUCCGCAGAGUCAUUCGCACGCCUGCGCAAUACGAACGACUAGACUGACAGCCUAUUCGAUUCGUCGAAGCGGAUACAGAUGCGCAUGUACGGUGAAUAAUUGCAUCAACUUAGGGGGUUAUAAUGGAUUUGCUUGGUGGGGAAUGAAUAUCUGUGCGGUGGAGUGCGCCGAGGGAUGAAUGGACUGAUAGGAAGGGAAACGAAGAAAGGGGUCACAGGAUAUACGGGUAGUAGUGGCGAUGUUCGC
Cucurbitaria berberidis CBS 394.84 is the source of this 794-nucleotide messenger RNA. RefSeq lists its product as uncharacterized. NCBI's taxonomy places the organism in Eukaryota, Fungi, Ascomycota, Dothideomycetes, Pleosporales, Cucurbitariaceae. The record is from RefSeq and is a predicted model, not a curated record. The transcript has a single exon. Bases 107 to 595 code for a protein of 162 amino acids.